AUGGCGCGUCAGAAUGCUAAGCAAGCCGCUCUGAUAAGCACAGGGAACGACGCGACACAGUCAGCUGAAAAGGCUUCGUCAACCGCAGAAACGACAUCCUACUGGAAAACACCCAAGUUGCAAGAGCGUACCGACUAUUCACGAUGGCGACUUUUAGACGACAAGGGAAGACAGACCUGGCAUUAUCUGGAAGAUGACCAAGAGGCAAAGGCAUGGCCACAAACGACAGCUGAUAAAUGGUUUCUUGGUUUACCUACAAAUCUGCCCGAACUCCCAAAAGCAAAAACACCUCUCGAUGUCGUCAAGAACGGACUCGAAUUCUUCCAACACCUUCAACUUCCGCCAGGAAAUUGGGGUUGCGAGUAUGGAGGUCCUAUGUUCCUCCUUCCCGGCAAUGUAAUUGCUCGCUAUGUCACCAAUACAUUUAUCCCCGACCACGAAGCCACGGAGCUCAAGAACUACGUCUUUGCUCGAGCGCAUCCUGAAGAUGGAGGAUGGGGUUUACACAUUGAAGGAGAGAGCACAGCCUUUGGAACCGCCAUGAACUACACUGUCCUCCGCAUACUUGGAGUGAGUGCAGAGGAUCCAAGGAUGGUGAAAGCGCGAGGAACAUUGCACAAAAUGGGCGGUGCUGUGUGCGGGCCUCACUGGGCAAAAUUCUGGCUCAGCGUGCUUGGAAUAACUCAGUGGGAUAUCGUCAAUCCAGUACCGCCGGAAUUCUGGCUUUUACCCGACUGGGUGCCAUUUGCGCCUUGGAGGUGGUGGAUUCAUAUGCGAAUGGUGUUCCUGCCAAUGUCAUUUAUAUGGUCGAGAAAGUGGACGGCCAAAGAAACACCAUUGAUUGUCAGUCUUCGGGAAGAAUUGUUCGUCCAGCCAUAUGCCACAAUCAGCUGGAAAGCGAAUCGGAACAGUAUUUACAAGAAAGACAACUAUCAUCCAAAGACAUGGCUGCUGAAUCUUGCUAACUGGCUGCUUAUAAAUGUUUGGGUCUAUUUUAGAACCCAGUCUUUUGUCAAGAAAGCCGAGGACUGGGUGUGGCAAUUGGUUCAGAUGGAGGACAGGAAUACGGAUUAUUCUUGCUUAGCACCUGUCAAUGCUCCGAUGAACCUUUUGGUCUGCUACAUCAAAGAAGGAGGUGAAGCGUACUCUGUGAAACGCCACCGUGAACGUCUGGCAGAUUUCAUGUGGGUGAAGGAUGAAGGAAUGCUGGUCAAUGGUACCAAUGGCGUACAAUGUUGGGAUACCGCUUUUACGAUUCAAGCGGUGAUGGAUGCUGGACUAGCAGAAGAUCCAAAGUGGCGGCCCAUGUUGACGAAAGCACUCGAAUUCCUGGAUGAUCAGCAGAUUCGAGAAAACGUUCCUGAUCAAGCUAUGUGUUAUAGACAACAACGAAAAGGAGCUUGGGCUUUCAGUAAUAAAGAUCAGGGAUACGCGGUUUCUGAUUGUAUUUCCGAAGCACUCAAAGCGGUUAUUCUUCUCCAACAUACGCCCGGAUACCCUCAGCUACUUGACAACCAGCGGAUAUACGAUGCUAUCGAUACCAUCUUGACAUAUCAGAAUCCGUCAGGUGGGUGUGCUUCUUACGAACCUACUCGAGGUUCUGAAAAGCUCGAAAUGCUGAAUGCUGCUGAAGUGUUUGGCCGAAUCAUGAUUGAAUACGACUAUCCUGAAUGUACUACUGCGGUGGUGACAGCACUUUCCCUUUUCACAAAACACUACCCAGAGUACCGAUCUGCAGAAAUCAAAGCCUUCAAAGCGCGAGCAGUACAAUACAUCCGCGACACCCAAUAUCCUCACGGUGGCUGGUACGGCAGUUGGGGAAUCUGCUUUACCUACGCCGGAAUGUUCGCCUUGGAAAGUCUCGCCAGCAUAGGUGAAUACUACGAGAACAGUGAAUUUUCUCGCAAAGGCUGCGACUUUCUCAUCUCAAAGCAGCGAGAAGAUGGAGGUUGGUCCGAGAGCUACAGAGCCUGCGAAACAGCAACCUACGUCGAACACCCGAGCGGAUCGCAAGUCGUCAUGACAGCAUGGGCCAUCAUCGGACUUCUCGAAGCGCGAUAUCCUGAUCGCAAAAGGAUUGAAAAGGGAUUGAAGCUUAUUAUGAGUCGGCAGCAGGCUAAUGGCGAGUGGUUGCAGGAAGCAAUCGAGGGCGUGUUCAAUAAGAGUUGUAUGAUUUCGUAUCCGAAUUAUAAGUUUAUAUUUCCGAUGAUGGCGUUGGGGAAGUAUGCGAGGAGGUAUGGGGAUGAGGUUUUGUUGUAG
Glarea lozoyensis ATCC 20868 is the source of this 2259-nucleotide messenger RNA. Its product is annotated as Terpenoid cyclase/Protein prenyltransferase. Bases 1 to 2259 code for a protein of 752 amino acids. Lineage: Eukaryota; Fungi; Ascomycota; Leotiomycetes; Helotiales; Helotiaceae. Gene Ontology annotation, biological process: ergosterol biosynthetic process; triterpenoid biosynthetic process. The transcript has 2 exons. Gene Ontology annotation, cellular component: lipid droplet. Gene Ontology annotation, molecular function: lanosterol synthase activity. The record is from RefSeq and is a predicted model, not a curated record.